Hibiscus syriacus is the source of this 1003-nucleotide messenger RNA. Its product is annotated as ethylene-responsive transcription factor-like protein At4g13040. The record is from RefSeq and is a predicted model, not a curated record. Gene Ontology annotation, molecular function: DNA binding; DNA-binding transcription factor activity. The transcript is spliced from 7 exons. NCBI's taxonomy places the organism in Eukaryota, Viridiplantae, Streptophyta, Magnoliopsida, Malvales, Malvaceae. Gene Ontology annotation, biological process: regulation of DNA-templated transcription. Bases 298 to 999 code for a protein of 233 amino acids.
GUCGUAAAGAUAAUGGAUGCAUGAGCCACCACCACCAUCUUCUUGGAAACACUCUCUUCGUUCAUUCUUUUCUUCUCUCCCCCAUCUUCCUUCUUUCCCUUUACCAACAAAAUCCUCAAAAUUUACCAGAUUUCAACAUUGAGAAGUACCCGCCUUUCUAUCUCUUCUUCUCAUCGGUUUCUCUGUGUCUAUUGUCGACCACUACCUUUUCUUUCCCUUUCUCAGGAGCACAUACACAAGGAUAAAUGCAUAGGACGAUAAAUUAAACCAUUGUUCACUAAUUAAGGGAUUGCCAACAUGGUGAGCUUACGGAGACGGAACCUUCUUGGGCUCUGCUCUGGGAAGAGUUCCUUUUUGACUCCACUCUCCAGAUUCUUUUGUAAUGGAAACGCUCUUGAAAAUUCAAGUCAGAAUGCAAAAUCAAUUAGCGUGCAUCCUAUGCCCUCAUAUUCCAUCAACCAAAUGCUCGGGGAAAGCACUGCUGUGGUUGGCUCUGGAUCACCAAACGUUUCUGCUUCUGGCUCUGGUUCAUCAAAAGAGCCUCAUUAUCAACCUUUUCCAGGGCAACCAAUCAAGCGCAGGAAGCAACAUAGGAGGAAGCACGCUCAAAAUCAAGAACCUUGUCUAAUGAGGGGUGUAUACUUCAAGAAUAUGAAAUGGCAGGCCGCGAUAAAAGUUGACAAGAAGCAGAUUCACUUGGGGACUGUUGGUUCACAAGAAGAAGCUGCCCGUUUAUAUGACAGAGCCGCUUUCAUGUGUGGAAGGGAGCCGAACUUUGAGCUGUCGUCGGAGGAAAAGCAAGAGCUUAGUAGAUUCAAGUGGGAUGAGUUUUUGGCAUAUACUCGCCGUUCAAUCACCAAUAAAAAAUACAAGCAAAGGGUUGGGGCUGAACCCCAGAAGAUGUCUGAACCUGCAAUAGAGAACGGUUAUCCAGACAGCAAACGAGUCGAUAGCUCCUCAGCUUCAGAAGAGGCAGGGCCAGACUCUUCAGCCUCAUGAAAGA